Pseudozyma hubeiensis SY62 is the source of this 4017-nucleotide messenger RNA. Its product is annotated as puf protein. The record is from RefSeq and is a predicted model, not a curated record. The coding region runs from base 1 to 4017 and encodes 1338 amino acids. The transcript has a single exon. Lineage: Eukaryota; Fungi; Basidiomycota; Ustilaginomycetes; Ustilaginales; Ustilaginaceae. Gene Ontology annotation, molecular function: RNA binding.
AUGCACAGCCGCUUCAAUGGCCAAGGCGCCAACCUCACCAACAGAUCCUCUCCAGCAUCCACACCUGCCUCGGCAUCGGUACCAGCAUCAACAUCAGCAUCCGCAUCAGCAUCCCAAUCCUCUUUCUUCUCCGCAAGAGCACUACGGCUGCAGACCGAAGAGCAAGACCUCGCAUCUCAGCCUUCCCUCCGCACAGCCAGCAUCGCAAAUGACGCGGAUCCCAUCAUUCAGCCUCUCGACGCUUCCCGCUCCAAUCGUGGCAGGGCUCGCGCCGGCACCCUCCCCUCGAGCUGGAACGACGCAACUCUUAUCGUUCCGCAUUCAUCUCCAAUAGAUUCUCGACCGCUGUUCUCACAGCUCCCGCACGGAUCUGACCCCAACUCGAAGAAUGAGACUCCGCGCGACUUCACGGGGUACGGCUUAGCUUCGCACGUCUCGAACCUCAAUGACGCCGCGUCGUCCUCGUCGCAGCGUCUCCGGUCCGGAUCUCUCACCCUGCCAACAGCUAACCUUGGCGACGCUUUCGGUCCGUCCUUUUUCUCCUCCAAAUGGCAACCAACUCGUUCAGGCUUGAGCAACAUGACAUCCGCCACCCCCGAGGAAGACUCGAAUUCUCCGUCUCACGCCAACGACGCUGCAGGUCCUCGCUUCUCCUUCGGUGGCUCCGAUACGCUCGAGUUUCUCGGUUUGAGCGGCGCCGACCGUCGUGAAUCGAUCGAUCACCUCUCUUCCAGUUCACAUGCUUUCCAUGCGAUGGGCCAAGCUUCCACCACCCACUAUGGCUUCGCAGACACAGACACCGACCUGGCGUCCGUCCAUCUGCGUAAUCGCUCUUCCACGCUCGGCGUCCAGCAGCUGCGCCCCAGACUCAACAAUGCCGAUGGUCGUGCGCGCAGCAGCAGCUUUCUUCCCUCCUUUGCAUUCAGCGCGGCUCCAUCCUCCAGCGAGUCUGCCCCGCAGUCGGGCAGCAACUCGCUCGGCGGCACCCAUUCUGGCCACGUGUCUGGCUCCCAGAGUCCGUAUGCGGGAAAUGCGCCUCAAGCAUCACUCCUCAAUACUGCGCUUCACAACCGUCUCCACCAGUACAGCGGCACCCCAUCGCCGCAAGGAUCUGGCUUCAGCGAACGCGCCACCGCAAAUGCAUCUAGACCAAGAGCGACCAGCAUGGGUGUGCUCGAUCAUCCCCAUUCUCGUGCUCCCAUCAUGGACCAGUAUCGCGCGCCGCCCUCCGUCAACUUGCCUGCUGCACAGUCUAGUUUCGAUGCGAGUCCCACCUCCCCUGGUCUCGUCGGCCAUCCCUACUUGCACUCCUCCAAUUCGACCGGCCUGUCGCCCCAUCAGGAACCGCUAAGUGACCUAUCCGCCCUUUUGGCAAGUGGACGCAAUCGUGCUGGCACCAUAGCAGCCUUUUCGGGCCCAGGCGGUCGUGCGAGAGCUGAACAGGAACUUCUGCGAAUGACGCAGAUGCAACACGAAGCAUCGCUGGCACGAGACGUCCAACUUCGCCCGAGCUCCUCAGCUGCCAACGAAGCCUCCUUCAACAUUGACAUGCACGCAUCGUCUCGACCGCAGCAGCAAAGAACCGCUCAAAGAUCUGGCGCUAGCUCUCCGUACGCGCAGCCAACACGGACCUUGUGGGUCGGCCAUCUGCGACAAACGGUGACUACUACAGACCUCAUGCACACCUUCGCGACUUACGGCGCCGUCGAGACGAUCCGACUCGUGGCCGACAAAUGCUGCGCUUUCAUCAACUAUCUCGACGUGACGGACGCCAUGCGCGCAAGGGAAGAUUUUCUUGGACGUCUCAACGGUCGUCUCGGCUUGGGCACCAUUGGACCAGAGGGUCAAGUGCGCGUCGGCUUCGGGAACCCCGAGUCGAUACCCAACGCAGGCAUGGGAGUCCUUGCGCCGAUAACGGCCAACGGAGGAGCUUCAUUCGACGGGACAGAUGGUGAAGCGUUGGGAGGUGAAACUGGCAAUCAAGAGCCGUCGCGGGCAUUGUGGAUUGGAUCCAUACCUGCCACCAUCUCGAUCGAGACAUUAGUGUCGAUCUUUGCGCCCUUCGGCUCCAUCGAGAACGUUCGCGUGUUGGCGAGCAAGAGCUGCGCGUUCAUCAAUUACGAGCGCAUCGACGACGCUGUGGCAGCACGCAAAUCGCUCAACGGUCGCGACAUUCUCGGUACCGAGGUCGGUCCCGUCAGGAUCGGAUUCGCAAAGGUGCCCGGUAGGGGCCCGGAAAGCUACUUUGGCGCUCUCGAUCCCGGUACAGUCGAGUUCCAAGCAGCCAUCGACGCGCUCGCUGCUCUCGCAGGGGCCGCUCCUGGCAACUACACGGACGGGCAUGCCAGCCACGCAUUCGAGGGACCGCGCUAUGGCCCCUCUCAGCAUCUGCUGCCCAAUGCGCCGGCAUCGCAUGGUCUGGCUCGCUAUCCCAGUGCCGACGCUGCUCGGCCAGUGCCUUCCAACGUAGCUGGUCGAUCCUCUGGGUUCCCCCAACACAGCUCAUCCAACAGCAUCGUGCCCAGUAGCGACAAGGGCGGUGUCCCCCUGCCCGCCGAGAUGAAGCCGAACGCCACUGUCAACGAUCUGCAGAUGCUGAUGAGGGAGCUUGACGAAGCUGAUCCCAGUGUGGAUGCAGAUGUCGCCCGGAUCGCUCGACACAGACCGCCGGUCGCGUACUUUGCACGCAUCCCGCCGGUACCCGAGCUGCCCCCGAGCAGACGCUUCGACAACAACAGACUCAAAGAAGUGCGCAAACGUCUUGAGACGCCCAAUUGCCUUCGAUCCGAUGCGGAUGCAGUUGCACGUGACUAUCUGCAUUGCGUCGUCGACCUUUCCUCCGACUUUAUCGGCAACACGCUCGUGCAGAAGUUCUUUGAACGGUGCAGCGAGCCGAUGAAAAAGACGAUGCUGGAGCUCAUUGCGCCGCAUUUGGCCAUGAUCGGCGUCCACAAAAAUGGCACGUGGGCUGCUCAGAAGAUCAUCGACUGCACCCACGCCGACGACCAACGCGCCAUUAUCGCGCAGCACAUCCGACCUUACGUGCCGCCUUUGCUUUUGGAUCAAUUUGGUAACUACGUGGUGCAGAGGCUCAUCCCUUUUGGCAGUCCGCACAACGAUUUCAUCUUUGAGGCGAUGGUGGAUAGGUGUUGGGAAGUUGCGCAGGGUCGAUUCGGGGCUCGCAGCAUGCGGGCGUGUUUGGAGUCGCCUCGAGUGCCCAAAUACCAUAUCAAGGAGGUGGCAUUGGCGAUCGUACUCAACUCGGUCCCCUUGGCGACGAGUCAGAACGGCGCAUUGUUGAUCGCUUGGCUGCUAGACGCUUCGACCUUGCCAGGCAGAUUCCGGCUGCUAGCUCCUCGGUUCGCACCUCAUCUGGCCAACCUGUGUACGCAUAAGCUCGCCUCGCAGACGCUUCUCCGCAUCGUCAGUCAGAAGGAAGACCCAGAGGCGGCAAGGCAGUUGCUCCGGGUGCUCUUUGGAGGCGAGAGGUUGCAGUUGCUGGAAGAGAUUCUUGUCGACCAGGUGCACGGAAGUCAGUUCAUCACCAAGCUGUUUGCAGAAGCGGCUGCCUUGGAGGGGGCGGAGAGGCAGAGAUGCAGCGAUGAGGUCAAAGCAUUGCUGAUCAAGCACAAUCUCAUCCACAUGCCGCCGUACCGACCGCUGGCUGUCGAGAUGGGACUGCUUCCCGCCAUGACGCCCACCAGCAGCAGGAACGGCGCUGCUUAUGGCCAAGCGAAUAUGCACACGAACAACGGCGGCUACGAUUCGACCGCUAUCGAACGACAGAUGGCGACGUUGAAUGUCGGUGCGUCUGCGUCGAACCUCACGAGAGGGCAGCCAGGGUCGGAGUUUGACUGGACACAACCAACAGCAGAAGUUACGCAGGAGACGGCGUACGACGCAUACAACCCUCUAAACCAGCACCACUACCAGACGCAACAUCAUGCGCAACCUCAGCAUCGACAGCCACCUCAGCAACAGCACAGAUCUACCCACGGUACAAGAGCCUACUUUUGA